Molecule: messenger RNA, 1368 nt
Organism: Vitis vinifera (wine grape)
Lineage: Eukaryota; Viridiplantae; Streptophyta; Magnoliopsida; Vitales; Vitaceae
Exons: 5
Coding region: 189-1205 (338 amino acids)
Biological process (GO): protein peptidyl-prolyl isomerization
Molecular function (GO): peptidyl-prolyl cis-trans isomerase activity
Source: RefSeq, a predicted model, not a curated record
GAAUCCGACCCGGAUUUUGGUAUAAACGUGUAUGAGUCGGAUCUAUUCUUGAGACACUUGUCCAUGAUUCGCCAUGAAGACUCCAGACAGCCUCUGUUUUCAUCCAUCUCAAAUUCCCAAAAACAAGAAGAAGACGCCGAAUUAAGAGAAUUGGUUUCUUGGUUUUACGAUUUAGGUCUCAAAUUCAAAUGGGUCGGAGGCAAACCGACUCAGAACUGGGCCGUUGUGCGCUUCUGGCCCUCCUCUUCCUGGGUGCAACCUCCUGUUGCGUGGUCUACACUUUACUCUCUGCAGGCCUCAGACGCACUCCCAUUUCUUCUGUUUUAGACUCCAUUGAGAGUGGUGAUGUUUUGGGGAGAGAAGAGGCGCAGUGCUGCAGAGGGAUUGAGCAUUUGGAGCUCUGGGGUGAUGCUGUGAAAUGGGGUGCUGAUUUCAAGGUCAAUUCUUCAGAGGAAUGUUGUAGGGCUUGCAAGGCAAUGUGCAGUGGCGUGGAUGGGCCGUGUUUGUGUGAUUCUUGGGUGUUUUGCGGGAAUAGAGAGGCUUGUGGGGCCAAGUUUGGUGAGUGUUGGCUGAAGAAACAGAAGUAUUCCUUCUACCCUGAUCGGCGGGACUCGGGAGAGCAUGUUAUGUGGACUUCUGGGCUUAUCUUUGGGAAAGGAGAGGGUAUUGUUGGUUUGCAAACAGAAUAUGGAGUUCUUCAUAUAGAACUCUUCCCAGAUUGUGCCCCUCAUUCUGUUGCCUACAUUCUUGAGUUGCUGCGAUUGCGUCAUUGUGUGGGUUGCCAACUUUAUCGCGCAGAAAGCCGGGGGACCUCCUGGGAUUCACAGGGAAAUCACAUAAAAAGUGCUCCAUUUGGCCCUCCUUUUGCGCUGAUUCAAGGAACACUUGCAGCGCAUGGGACUAUGUUUAAAGAAAUCCCAACAGAAGAAUGCCCCCAGAUAAGAAGAGGAUCAGUUGCAUGGGUUGGUUCAGGCCCUGAAUUCUUCAUCAGCCUAGCAAACCACAAUGAGUGGAGUCAAACAUACACUGUGUUUGGUUCUCUUCUUCCAGAAGAUCUGGAAAUCGCUGAGAAAAUCGCACAGCUUCCCACCAAACUGGAGGUAUGGAGUAACAUUGAUGUCUCUGUACUGGAUGAACCAAUUCGUCUGCGCUUCAUCCGAGUCCCAUUCCCUCACAAACAGAACACAGAGUCUAGUCAAUCUUAGUUUACAGUCACUUUCUCAUCAAUCUCUUUUGUAAUUCAAACUUUUUAACAUUAAUUCAUCUUUUUCAAGUCGUUUGUUGAUCAUAUUGAGUCAAUAUGAAUGGUUUUUAAAUAAAGAAGGCAUAAGUGAAAAAUAUAGAAUGAAUAUGAAGUCAGGUUCAAAA